Messenger RNA from Trichobilharzia regenti, 1470 nucleotides. The record is from the annotation of a GenBank genome assembly. NCBI's taxonomy places the organism in Eukaryota, Metazoa, Platyhelminthes, Trematoda, Strigeidida, Schistosomatidae.
AUGUUGGUACAACAUCAAUGGCGUUCUGCAACUCGCCUUCUUUUAAAGCUACCAAGCUCUCAACUGCAAACUGGCCGCGUUUUAGCUUGGGCAGCCCGUGCUUAUAUGGAUAAUGCGGAUUAUCAAACAGCUCACAAACUGUUCAGUGAAGCUCGUCGUUUAGAGCCAUGGCAACUUUGUGGAAUGGAUUUUUAUUCAACAGUAUUAUGGCAAAUUCAAGCUGAUCAAGAAUUAUCACAGUUGGCUCAUGACUUAUUGGAGCUUGAUCGUAAUGCUCCUGAACCUUGGUGUGCAGCAGGCAAUUGCUUCUCAUUGCAAGGGGAACAUGAAACUGCUAUUAAAUUUUUCCGCCGUGCAUUACAGGUUUCACCUACCAAUGUUUAUUCUUGGACACUUCUUGGGCAUGAACAAUCAACUUUAGAAGAAUUUGAUCGAGCAUUGGCAGCUUUUCAAUUUGCUCUACGAAUUGAUCCAAGACAUUAUAAUGCCUUGUUUGGUAUUAGUAAUGUUUAUUAUAAACAAGAAAAAUUUGAACUUGCUGAAACUUAUCUAAUUCGUGCAGUUGCUUUAUUUCCACAAUCUCAUUUACUCCUAGCUAAUCUUGCAGCUUUACGUAGUCGGCUAGGUCGAUUAGAUGAUGGUUAUGGUAGUGCAAUGGAUUUAAUUAGUCGUGCGUGUAAAAUUCAACCGAAUAAUCCACUGGCUCGUUAUCAUAAAGCUUCAAUUUUAUAUCAUCUUGGACGUUAUUCAGAAGUACUAUCCGAGUUACAAAAGCUACUUGUUUUGACACCACGUGAAGCUAUGGUCUAUCUAAUGAUUGGUCAUACCUACAAAAAACUCGGCAAUACACCACAAGCUAUGAUUCACUAUUCUUGGGCUAUGGAAUUAGAUCCCAAAGGCGCUAAUACUCAUCUAAGAGAUAUUAUGACAAAUCCACCAAUUACAAAUCGUACAUCAAAUCGACAAGGUACAUCAGAACCUGGAAUUUGUGGUGGCGUUACCGGAAGUGUUAGCGGCAGCAGUGUUGGUGUUGGUAGUGUUGGCGGAAGUCAAAGCACUGUCAACAAUUCAGCUAGAGCACAUUUAGGCGCAUUUCAAGCUGGUAUACGUGGUAAUUUUGCAGCAGAAGAACAAGAACAAGGCGAAGAAGAAGAAGAGGAGGAGGAUGAAAGUGAAGUAAUAGAUCGUACAUCAGGAACAGAUGAAGAAACUAUGAAUAAUAGUCUACUUCAUCAUCCAUCAUCACAGAGUGGUGGUGGUGGUGGUACACGUUCUAAUCAUCUAGUUCGUCGAUUAACCGAUUUCUCUUUAUUGUAUGAAUCCGGUGCGGGUAGUUUUGGUGUUGGUAGUUAUGAACAAGACUCAGUAAUGUCUGAUCCAGAUGAAGAACACUAUGAUACUAUGGAUAUUGGUGGGAAUGGAGUUGAUAAUAGUAAUAAUAGAACUGAACACAGUAUAUCAGAUGAUUGA